AUGAAUCAAACAAUUCGUUUGGAUAUAAGCCCUAUAUCAGGACCAGUUGCAAAUUGUUUUGUUUUACUUAUAAGCGCUCUUUUCUAUAAUAUUAACCUUAUUGGAAGGAAGGAAAAAUAUCCUGAAGACUCAAGUAAACUACUAUUAAAUAAGAGCUUAGAAGUUUUUGAUUUUAUAAUUGUUGGUGGAGGUGCAGCUGGUUGUGCAUUGACAAAUAAACUUUCAGUAAUUAAAAAAUGGAAUAUUUUACUUUUGGAGGCUGGUGACUACCCAAGUUCAACCACAGAGAUUCCAGGAUUUUAUGGAACCUUACCAUUUUCCGAAGAAGACUGGGUAUUUCAUUUAGAAAAAGAAUCAAAAUCUUGCCUUGGUAAAAAGAAUAAAAAUUGCACAUUAACAAGAGGAAAAGUAUUGGGUGGUACGAGUGCGAUAAAUAAUUUGAUUUACGUGCGAGGUAUACCGGAACAUGUUAAUCAAUGGAAUUUUCCUGAAUGGAAUAGUACCAUAGUCCAAGAAAUAAUGCACUUAAUGGAAGGAGUUAAAAAAGAAAACAUAAGCUCCCCCGAUAUUGGAACAGAAGGAGAAAUAGAAUUAAAAGUUUUCGACUAUAAAGACCAUUUUAAAGAGGUGCUCAUAGGUUCUUAUAAGGAACAUGGAUAUGAUAACUCCGAUAAACGAGAGUAUAUUCGUUUGACAGAAAGUUUGGUCUACUCGAAAAAUGGGGAAAGGUUUAAUAUGGCAGAAGCAUUUCUUUCACCUAUAAAAAAUAAGGCAAAUGUGUAUUUGGCUGUAAACUCUGAAGUACAAAAAAUAAAUUUGGCUAAUAAGGACAAUAGAACUCGGAGCUUGGAUGUUAAAAUAAAGGGAAAAGUUGUUACAAUAAGAGCUAGAAAAGAAAUAAUACUAACGGCUGGAGCUGUAAACAAUGCUAAAAUCUUAUUACUCAGUGGUAUAGGUCCCAGAAAAGACUUGGAAAAAAAUAAAGUUCCUGUAGUUAAUGAUUUACCUGGAGUUGGUAAAAAUUUGCAAUUACAUUUAAAUGUGCCUCUUUUUGUAGCAGUGACAAGGUGUAAUACAACAUCAGAAAAUACUACAGAAUGUAAUCCGGAUGUUUAUAGUAAGGAGUUUUACUUUAGAGAUAUAUUCAACUUUAUUAUGAAUAGGAGGGGAAAUUUGUCUACUAUAGAUAUAAAUGAUGUGGUGGUUUAUAUGUACACCAAAAAACGUGGUGGAAUGUACCCAAAUAUUGGCAUUUAUCACAAUUAUUUCAGAAUCAACGAUACAAAUAUGGAUAAUUUAUUAAGAAAUUUUCAAUUUAAUUCUAAAAUAGAAAAUUCAUUGAGGAAUGUUAAUAAAAACAGAUCUAUUUUAUUGUUUUCAAUAUCUCUUUUAAGACCAUUAAGUUCAGGUGAAGUUAAAUUAAAUGAUAAAAAUAUUUAUGAAAAUCCAAAAAUAACUACAAACUUUUUAACUGCCCACGAAGAUAUGAAUACACUUGUAGAUGGCUUUAAAACUAUAAGAGAAAUGAUAGAAGGUUAUGGAAUGACUUCACAAAAUGCUUCAAUACUUUAUCUGGAUAUACCAAAUUGUAGACGCAUGAACCAUACCAGCGAAAAAUAUAUUAAAUGCUACAUAUCCAACAUGGCAUAUCCCAUAACCGAUACCGCAGGAACCACCAAAAUGGGGUAUCCUUGUGAUAAGAAAAUGGUUGUGGACAAGGUUUUGGAAGUUAGGGGAAUUCGGUGUCUCAGAGUUGGCGAUUCCAGUGUUUUGCCUAAUAUAACAGUAGCCAGUUCAAUUGCUACGGAUAUUAUGUUGGGAUUUAGGUUAACCGAGAUACUAAAAUCCAAGUGGCUCAAAGGUUAUUUGUCUAAUUAUACGAUAGAUACUCAAACAGAAUUUACGCGAUGCGUUAUCCAGAAAGAAGACAUCUGGAUGAGAAAAGCUUCAGGAAACUACUCAAUAGAUUUAUUAAAACAGGAAGUGUACAUUAUAAAAAACAAGAAAGAACAAAACCUGUUAUUAAUGAGGAAAAACGAAUUUUUAGUGCUAUUAACAGCAACUGAGUAUCCCAUCAUUAGCCAAAAAGACAUCGGUGAAGCAACCGGCAUAACCGAGAGAUCACAUCGAUGGUAUUUGAAUGUUUCUGGAGGAAUUGUUGGAGGAUAUGUAGUAGGUCCAUAUUUCUUCGAUGGUCAUCUCAAUGGGCCUAUGUAUUUGAAUUUUUUGGAAAAUGUUUUACCUGGGUUUCAACAAGACGGGGCACCUGCGCAUUUUUCGCGAGAUGUGAGGGCAUAUCUUGAUGGCAUUUUCCCCAACCAGUGGAUUGGUAGAAAUGGACCCUCCAGAUGGCCUGCUAGAUCUCCGGAUCUGACAAUACCUGAUUUUUUCUUGUGGGGAUAA
This is a messenger RNA of Brassicogethes aeneus, 2403 nucleotides long. The record is from the annotation of a GenBank genome assembly. NCBI's taxonomy places the organism in Eukaryota, Metazoa, Arthropoda, Insecta, Coleoptera, Nitidulidae.